AUGCGACGUAACGAGAUGCGCGCGAAGGUCGGAGGAUCUCAAUCGCCAAUGAGCCGCCCCAGGCGAGAGCCAAAAACGCCGGCUUUUGGCGUCGAUCCGUCUUUUUGUCGCGGACAGUUCCUUGGCGUAUGCAAAUGGCGUGCCAUCGGCCUGCCCGAUCUGCCAGCUGCGACUCGUGAUCCCUCGAACCGGAUUCUGACUACGGGUGGGCAGAGUCCA
This is a messenger RNA of Mesorhabditis spiculigera, 219 nucleotides long. NCBI's taxonomy places the organism in Eukaryota, Metazoa, Nematoda, Chromadorea, Rhabditida, Rhabditidae. The record is from the annotation of a GenBank genome assembly.